CUACACUUUACCUUUUUCCUCUGUAAACGAAUCAACAACCAAAUUUCUUUAUAAUCUUGUCACCAUUUAAAACCUCCUUCUGCCACAUUCACUUCAGCUGAUAACUUGACUCGGUUUCUUUCAUCAGUCCUGACACAAGUAGAUAAAUUCUUCUCUCAAAAGAAGAGAAGUCACUUCAAGAGUUUAGACUUAAAAGACCAUUUACUCUUUUGUUCAUCACAUGAAUGAUACUGCUCCCUUGGUUGUUGUUCUCAGAAGAACCUCUAUUUAUUAGUCUCUUGCUGUUGUACGCUUUCUACAUCCAGAACCAAAGACGGAAGGAGAGCUGAGAUGGAGAGAGAACCCAAUCUAGGUGAAAAUCAAGGAGGAGGUGAAGCUCUUGAGAAAGAAGCUAAUCAGCAACAACAGCAGCAGCAGGAAGUGAUUGAGGUUGAAGACAUUUCAGAUAUGGAAGAUCAGAUGUCCGUAACCUCGAGACCUAAACCCAUUCGGCGUUUUCUCAGUACCAAGGGAAUCCAAAAGGGCUCUCAGACAGCUAUGAGGAAACCGGGGCGAUUCAGGGCAGUGAAACGCAAUUCUCAUGUUCCGUCUUCUGUUAUGGAUAGAGCAGAACAACUUCGAGCCAAUCUUGAUGCUAAGUACCCCAGCUUUGCAAAGUUAAUGCGUCAUUCGUAUGUUGUACAUGGGUUUUUGCUUGUAAGUUUACAUUCCAGUAGUCUCAAAAAAAUAUUUCAUCAAAAUACCAUACGUAUCUGUUGUUUAUCCUAACAUAUUGAACUGUAGGCCUUUCCGUGGGAUUUCUGCAGAGAAUAUAUGCCACAGCAUGGUGAUGUAGUUGUUUUGGAAAAUGAGGCUGGCCAAGUAUUUGAUGCAAAGUUCCUUGGUUCUAAAAUGGGACUUAGUGGUGGCUGGAGAGGAUUUUGUGUGAGCAACAAACUGAGAGAGGGUGAUGCAGCUGUUUUCCAUAUGAUUGGUGCUACAAAAUUCAAGGUUUACAUAGUCAGAGCAACUACUUCAGGAGUUGCUGAAACCCCUAAGCACUCACUUUCAAGGAAAAAGGGCAAAAAACGAGAAGGAGGAGAAGUUAGAGAGAACAAGUAUGCAAGGCAAUAUGAAAAAUCAAGGGGCCAGAAAGGAAAAGAUAGUGAAAAUGAUGCAAGGAAGUGCGGAAGAGCAACUGCAUUUGUUGGUUUUCAAGACUUCAACAUUGUGAUCAAUGGCCGCAAUGUGGACAUAAACAAGCCUGAUGUACUCUUCAAGUACUACCAGCUCUGCAAAGCUCAGAAUUCAUUUCUGCACUCCGGUUUCCUUGAGCCCAUUAGUCCUGAAUCAGCUGUCAGUAUCAUCUCAGAUACAGUUCGAAUUGCAGAUGGCAUCAGAUCGAGUGGCAUUUUCACUCCCAAGAACACUUUUGCUGUUUGGGACAAGGCAUUGGAAGGGUUUGAGAAACUAGGGCUUGAAGUUGGAUUCUUACGCGCUCGCGUGCACAAACUCGCCAAUUUGGCAGAGCAAGCAGAAGACUCUCCACCUGCAAAGAAGCUGAAGGAAGCCAGGGUUGAGUACAAUCUGAUAGCGGAAGAGGUAGAGGCAACCACUUUCGAGUGGUAUCUGAAAAGUGAAGAGCUGAAUGCUCUGGACGCCAGACUCCAGAAAGCGAAACAGGAAGGAAAACAACUCUAUUGUGAGAUGGAGAGCUUGAAUGGGAAGAUCAAGGAGGUUGAGUCAAGGUUCCUGAAAGAAGCUAGAUCUCCAUGGUGGCAAAGAGGAGGAGAAGUUCGCGAAAGAAAUGAUCGAGGAGAACAUGAAAAUUCCAUAGCAUUUGCUGAUUUUCAAGACUUCAAGAUCAUCUUCAAUGGCAUCCUUUUCGACUUUGAGAUACCUGAUGCCAUUAGCUACUUGUCGGCUAUUGAUAUUAUUUCAGAUACUGUUGAAAUUGCAACCGCCAUCAAGUCAAAAGAACCUCUACUUAUUACUCUCUUGCUGUAUUACGCUUCUACAUCCAGAAUCAUAGACGGAAGGAGAGUUGAGAUGGAGAGAGAACCCUAUCUAAGUGGAAAGCAAGGAGGAGCAGAAGCUCUUAGACAAGAAGCUAAUCAUCAGCAACAACAGCACCAAACUGAAGUGUUUGAGAUUGAAAACCUUUCAGAUAUGGAAGACCAAAUGUCCGUAACUUCAAGACCCAAAUCGAUUCGUCCCUUUCGCAGUACUAAGCAGGGAAUACAAAAGGGCUCUCAGACAGCUAUGAAAAAACCGCGGCAAUUCAAGGCGGCGAAACAUAAUUCUCAAGUUCCGUCUUCUGUUAUGGACAGAGCGGAACAACUUCGAGCUAAUCUUGAUGCUAAGUACCCCAGCUUUGCAAAGUUAAUGCGACGUUCGUAUGUUGUACAUGGGUUUUUGCUUGCCUUUCCAACGGAUUUCUGCAGAGAAUACAUGUCACAGCAUGAUGUUGUAGUUGUUUUGGAAAAUGAGGCUGGCAAAGUAUUUGAUGUAAAGUUCCUUGGUCAUAAAAUGGUAAUUAGUGGUGGCUGGAGAGGAUUUUGUGCGAGCAACAAGCUGAGAGAGGGCGAUGCAGCUGUUUUCCAUAUGAUUGGUGCUACGAAAUUCAAGGUCUACAGAGUUAGAGCAACUUCUUCAGGAGUUGCUGAAACCCCUGAACACUCACUUUCAAAGAAAAAGGGCAAAAAGCGCGGAGGAGAAGUUAGGCAGAAAGAGUAUGCAAGGCCAUAUGAAAAAUCAGGUGGCCAGAGAGGACAAUUUAGCAACGAAAAUGAUGCAAGGAAGUGUGGAAAAGCAACUGCAUUUGUUGGUUUUCAAGACUUCAACAUUGUGAUCAAUGGCUGCAGUGUGGACAUAAACAAGCCUGAUGUACUCUUCAAAUACUACCAGCUCUGCAAAGCUCAGAAUUCAUAUCUGCACUCCGGUUUCCUAGAGCCCAUUAGUCCUGUAUCGGCUGUCAGCAUCAUCUCAGAUACAGUUCGAAUUGCUGAUGGCAUCAGAUCGAGUGACAUUUCCACUCCCAAGAACACUUUCGCUCUUUGGGACAAGGUGUUGGAAGGGUUCGAAAUACUAGGGCUUGAAGUUGGAUUCUUACGCGCUCGCGUGCACAAACUCGCCAAUCUGGCUAAGCAAGCAGAAUACUCUCCACCUGCAAAGAAGCUGAAACAAGCCAGAGUUGAGUACAAUCUGAAGGCAGAAGAGGUGGAGGCAACCACUUUCGAGUGGUAUCUGAAAAGUGAAGAGUUGGAUGCUCUGGAUGCCAAAAUCUGGGAAGCGAAACAGGAAGGAAAACAGCUUUAUUGUGAGAUGGAGAGCUUGAGUGGGAAGAUCAAGAAGGUUGAGUCAAGGUUCCUGAAAGAAGCUAAAUCUCCAUGGUGA
Molecule: messenger RNA, 3375 nt
Organism: Oldenlandia corymbosa var. corymbosa
Lineage: Eukaryota; Viridiplantae; Streptophyta; Magnoliopsida; Gentianales; Rubiaceae
Source: the annotation of a GenBank genome assembly